Pseudomyrmex gracilis is the source of this 2681-nucleotide messenger RNA. RefSeq names its product histone-lysine N-methyltransferase pr-set7 (gene Set8). The transcript is spliced from 6 exons. NCBI's taxonomy places the organism in Eukaryota, Metazoa, Arthropoda, Insecta, Hymenoptera, Formicidae. The coding region runs from base 406 to 1563 and encodes 385 amino acids. Gene Ontology annotation, molecular function: protein binding; histone H4K20 methyltransferase activity. The record is from RefSeq and is a predicted model, not a curated record.
UCAAUAUGGCGUAACAUCCGGCGCGUCGCCAGUCACUCGCUCGACUUUGUUUGCGGCGGUUCGACUCUCUCUCUCUCUCUCUCUCUGGUUUUAACCUUUAACUCCGGAUUUGGAGAUUUUUUUUUACUAAUUGCGGUUUACUUGCGUGCGCGAAUGUGUUUUUACGCGUUGCAUGUCGUGUAAUUAUUAUUAUUAUUGCCGCGAAAACGAUAAACAAAAAAGGUGGACGCGCGACUGUUUGCAAAUUUGCGUUGCUUGUUAGCGAGGAAUGAAUUUUUGUCGCGUUUCGUUCCCGGAUCGUCGUUAGAACCACCCCGACUGCCAUCGCUGCCUUGUUACUUGUUGUCGCUAUGCGUUGUUUCCGUUUUGAGUGAUCGAACCGUGAUUUCGUCGUGAUUCAUCAUCAUGUCCAGAGCGACUCGUGCGUCGUCCCGUUGCGCGAAAGGUCACGCCAAUAAUGCGAACAGGGGAAGAAGAAAACGUGGUCUAGAAACAAAUGUAACAAAAUCUGUUUAUUUCCAAAACAAAACUGCAAUCUUAUCCCCAUCGGGAGAAAGGGAAAAAUUAAUUGCCACAGAACUGGUUACAAAUGAGAACAAUGACGGAGAAAUUAAAACAAUUCACAACUCUCAAAAAAUAUGCUCUCCCGUUAUCAAAUCAAUAACUUAUAUCUAUUACCAAAACUCAGAUACAAUAAAUCUAAACAAUUUAGGACCACAUCUUUUAGAAAAUGGACAAGUCCCGAUUUGUGGUCAAGAAAAAAAAGAAAUUAUUUCUGAUGUAGAACAAUUCAAAGUCGAUGAAACAACGGUGGCCGUUCCAGUUCAUAAAGCGUCUACUCCUCACAAGAUAAAAAUGCAACUGGUAGACGCAGGAGCUACUAAUCCCGAUAAGAGUAAUCAAUCCGUGAUGCAACUGCAGUGUAGCCCGUUAAAAGUUGUAAUGAAGCCGCCCGCUGCACGAGGUCGUAAAAAAGGAAUUUCCAGCAAACCCGUCAAUCAACGUCCGUCAACGAAACCGUCAACCAUCGGAACAAAUCAUUCGAUCACCGAAUACUUUCCGGUCCGUCGUAGUGUCAGAAAAAGCAAAAAGGUCGUGUUGGAGGAGAAGCAACGCGAUUUGGAAAACAAAGUGCUCUCUCAGAUCGAGGAGGGUUUAGAGAUCAGAUAUUUUCCGGGUAAAGGUCGCGGGGUUAUAACAACACGAGAAUUUGCGAAAGGCGAGUUCGUGGUUGAAUAUAUCGGCGAGCUUAUCAAUCUCGUAGAGGCAAAAGAGCGCGAGAAACGGUACGCGCAAGAUCAAAAUGCCGGAUGCUACAUGUAUUACUUUCAACAUCGUAAUCAGCAGUAUUGCGUCGACGCAACCGCGGAGUCUAACAAGCUAGGAAGAUUGGUGAAUCAUUCGAGAAACGGGAAUUUGGUGACGAGAAUCGUCGAGGUUUGUUCGAUGCCGCAUCUAGUGCUCACGGCGAAGGAGGACAUAUCGAUCGGCGAAGAAAUCACAUACGAUUACGGAGAUCGGAGUCGCGAAUCAAUUCGUCAUCAUCCAUGGUUGGCGUUAUAGCACUUCAAAAAAUUGUUAUUUAUUUAUUGCGUUAUAUGUUAUUGUACAAAAAAAAAAAAAAAAAAACAAAAUAUUCAAUUUCUCUGUAUGUUUCUUCUAUGAAGGAACAUUCAAUUAAAUUUAUAUAAAAUUAUCUACAAUUUAUGUAUAUUUAUGAAAAAACUUGCACGUGCAACUUUUAGGCUAAUUGAAUUCGAAACAAGUGGUAGUUACAUUGCGAGAAGUUUUUCUUGAAUGUUUAUAAAAAAAAAAAAAAACUGAAGAAUUACGAUUAAAUUUUUAACAAAGAGAUUGCAUGAACGGAACGAAGAGAGACGGCGGCACGUCAUCAGCAGAUUUCCCAGAUUUAGUUUUGGCUGAUGAUGAUGAUGAUGUGAGGUUUGAAAGUAUAGAUAUACUUCUCUGUGAAUGCGUUAAUUGUUAUGCGUUCGACGUGAUAUAGUAUUAUGAGGCGAAAAACGUUUGUAUUGAAUGAAAAGCGAACUUAAGUGGAAUUGUGACGAAUCGUAGUACGAAUCGCGCUUCAUCUAAGGUUUGUUGUUUUUUUCCCCUGAACUGGAUGCACUAGUUCAGGGAAAAAAAAACAAACCUCUAGUUCCAGCUUUCGAUGGAAAUUCAAGUUGAGAAAUUUCCACGUUACUCUUAGGCCGGAGUUAAUCGAGAGAUCUCGAAGCGUUUUUGUAACACGCACUGAUUUAUACAAAAAAAAACUACGAUUGAUAAUCUCUUCCUUUUUUUUUUUUUUUUUGUUUUUUAAACAUAAGCGAUCGCUGCACAGAAAAAACACAGAUUAGGUUUUUUCUUUUAGAAUAUUUUUAUCCGACACGCGAUAGUUUAGGAGUUUUUCUAUUCACUGCCGUGAACUUUCUGCGCUGGAAUGUUUCCGAAAAGACAAUUGUACAAUGUAUACUGUAAAAAUGAUACGUGUAAAUAGGGUAAAUUCUCCGACUUGCGUUCAUCAUGUUCAAAAAAUGUCUCUCAAUGUGUGCGUUAUAACUUUCAUCUCUUUCAGUCAUUUUGUUCCCAUUUCCACCUUCAUCAUCGUUUUAUUUAUAAAAAGCAUUAAAGCGAGUUACAUCUGUUAUUUAAUAAAACUACGUCAAUUUCAUGUAUUUUUA